CUUUCUCGGGGUGUCGCGGUGAUGGAAAUGAAACGCCGCCGCGGAGCUCCGCCCACAAUAGGAAGGGCGCAUCCCGGUAGCUAGCAGGCUAGCUGUGCUCCGUGUGUACACACCGAUAUAACGAUGGCGGUUAACCUCAGCAAAAACGGGCCCGCGUUAACGGCCGCCUUCAAAGAAGUGGUGGACGAAAAGUCCAGCACCAACUGGGCCUUGUUCACCUACGAGGGAAACAGUAAUGAUAUCCGCCUGGCAGAGAAAGGAGAUGGAGGACUGGAGGAGCUGGUUGAGGAGUUGAACAGUGGAAAAGUGAUGUAUGCUUUCUGCCGGGUCCAGGAUCCAAAUUCUGGUCUGCCUAAAUAUGUCCUCAUCAACUGGACUGGAGAAGGAGUGAAGGACGCCAGGAAAGGACUCUGUGCAAAUCAUGUCAGCUCCAUGGCCAAUUUUCUUAAGGGAGCUCACGUCACGAUAAACGCGAGAGCAGAGGAGGACGUGGAACCCGAGGCGAUCAUGCAAAAGGUGGCCAAAGCCUCGGGAGCCAACUACAGCUUCCACAAAGAAUCCAGCCGCUUCCAGGACAGCGGUCCUCAGGGCCCCGUGGGCUCGGUGUACCAGAAGACCAACGCCAUGUCUGAAAUCAGAAAGACCAACAAAGACAACUUCUGGGCUCAGGCGGAGAAAGAAGAGGAGAAACGUCGGCAGGAGGAGCGGCGCAAGGCAGACGAGGAGCGUCAGCAGCUGGAGAAAGACAGGAAAGACAGAGAGGCCAAGGAGGCGAUGCAGAGGGACAAAAGGGACAAGGAGAGGUCCUCUCAAAUCGAGCAACAAAAGAAGUAUCAGCAGCAGCAGGAAGCUGAGAGUAAAGAGCAGGAGAAACAACGUUGGGAGGAGCAGGAGGAGAACCAGGCAGCUCCGAAGAAAGCAGUCAAGAGAGGUGAAUCUGUGGAAAAAGCCAACGAAGCGGCUUCUCUCAUCUCUCAGCGAGCUGUAAACCCCAGAGAGAUGUUCAAGCAGAGAGAGCGGGGAAUAACUCCCAGUGACUCGGACGCGCCCUCUGCCGCCCCUGCUAGCCCACAGCCAGGGCGUCUGCAAAGCCCUUUUCUGUCUAAGCCAGUGUAUGAAAGUGAGCGAGCCAGCUCACCUCAGCGCCAAGCUUCUCCUGUGCCAGCAGGCUCCGCCUCUCCUGUCCGUGCCACAGAGCCUGAUGUGGAUGACGGACAGUCCAGGUGUGAGUAUGAGGAGCAGGAGGCGACUCCCCAGGAGCAGAUAGAAGAGGAAGCACCAGCUGCAAACUCCUACGUCCAAGAGCCCUUUUAUGAAGAGCCAGCUCAGGUGGAGGAGUCUUACGAGGUGACUGCUGAGGAGACGUCCGACAGAGGCAUCUGUGCCAGAGCCUUAUAUGACUACCAGGCCGCCGACGACACUGAGAUCUCGUUCGACCCUGACGACAUCAUCACCGGCAUCGAGAUGAUCGAUGAGGGCUGGUGGCGAGGCUACAGCCCGGACGGCCACUUUGGAAUGUUCCCCGCCAACUACGUGGAACUCGUCUAGCCCGGCGCCCGUCUCUCUCUCUCUCUCUGUCUCUCUCUGUCCCCCUCUCUCUCUCUCUCUCUCUCUCUCUCUCCCCCCCACAACUCCCACCGCCCCAGAUUAUCACACUGGCAGCCUUGGCAGAGGACCUCUGCAGUUUAAAAACAACACACAGCAAAGUCAGUCACACACACACACACACACGUGAACGAUCCUCCCAACAUCGCGGACCAAUGAAGCGGACGGUAACGCGGGCCAGAAGAAAUCUCUCCUCAUUCCAAGAAAAGCAGUUCCGUUAAAUUGUCGGUGUUGUAAUCAGACGAUGGCAUAGUUUAGGGACCCGUGAAGACCAAAACUUCCCCCUCGAUAAACGAUAUAUAUCUCUCUACCUAUAAAUGUGAUGCAGUACGAUAUCAGCCUUCGUUAAGUCUUAAAUUCAAUUGUGAGCAUUAAUAGCACUUCUUGUUAGCAUUCCUUACAAAGUGACUUAAGUUCGAUUUCAGGUAUACUUUUGUUGUGACUUGUAGCAAAUGUUCCUGACCUCAACGGUACCUGCUACAGUUACAAACCUUUGCCUCGUUUUUUGCCUUUCUUUACCGGCAGACUGAAUUUUUCCUCUUGUUGUUGUUUUUUUUUAUUUUUUAUGUGAUUGAACUUAACAUCCUGUGUGAAUUUCAAACAUAUGUUUUAGUACUGAUCAGACUGUGGUUGAAGUGAAUAUUCAAAAAAAACAAAAAAGAACCAAAAAAAACCAAACAGAUGUUUGCUGUGCUCGGGGUGGUCGACUUUAACGGGGGGGAAUUCAUGAAACGGUUAAGUUCCCUUUGACUGUGACGAUAUAACCGUUGUUUCACUUCAAGUUCUUCAUCAUCUGAACCGAAUCAUUUCAACAUAUUUAACUUUUUUGUUUUUUUGUUUUUUUGGAUCUCGCUGGUCUGAGGUUGAUUUUGAGUGCACAACAGAUCUCUAAUAGUAAAAAUGAGGUAUUAUGGUGCCAUAAUAAGGGGAAGUGAUUGCAGCAGAGUUAUGCAAGUUCACUGUUUUUUUUUUUUUUAUAUCAUGGAUCAAAAAAAAAAAAAAAAAAAAAAGUCGCCCUUUUUAUGAUUUUAGGUCGGUCGACGAAAGGAACAAGUGAAUUGAUCAUGACUAGAAAAGGGCAUCGUGUAUCCACUGCAUUAUUCAUGUUUGUUUUUCUCCAGAGUCUAUUGUAACGCACAGACGUUCUUCAUAAUAAAAUAAAAGAAACGAGCGAGCCGUGUCGUGUCGUUGCAUCACUUCUCUCAAGCGGCAUCGAUCGCACAGGCUGCAUAAUACGUUUAAGAAAAAAAAAAAGUUGAAAUAACAGAAAACCUGUAGGGAUUUUCAGAGGUCUAACAGGAACUCAGACGUACACACAGGCUCUUAUGUGCUCUACAAUCAGUUUCCUGGAAUGAGGUAACAGCUGGGGAAUUCACCUCUAAUGCAUAGGUUUCAUUUUCACACGAAAAAUCUGAUUUUACUUCUCCCACAUCCUUCAGUUACAUCUCUGUUCAGGUGAAUUUUAAAUGAGCUCUGCAAACUUCAAUUUAUUAAAUGAUUGACAAAA
Molecule: messenger RNA, 3112 nt
Organism: Larimichthys crocea (large yellow croaker)
Lineage: Eukaryota; Metazoa; Chordata; Actinopteri; Sciaenidae
Gene: dbnlb
Product: drebrin-like b
Exons: 15
Coding region: 124-1548 (474 amino acids)
Biological process (GO): positive regulation of axon extension; postsynaptic actin cytoskeleton organization; regulation of actin filament polymerization
Cellular component (GO): lamellipodium; postsynaptic density; cortical actin cytoskeleton
Molecular function (GO): actin filament binding
Source: RefSeq, a predicted model, not a curated record